AUGAUCACGUCAUCGUGCCACCGUUAUCUUCUCUUUCCUCCUGCAUCCCUCCUCCGCCGAGCUCAAUCGCCGCUUUCUUGCCCCAACUCUUGCACCCUCCUGCCGACUGCGACUGCGACUGCGACUACGCACCACGCACCUCGAUCUAAACACCGUCCGUCCCUUCCGUACCAGGCCGAGCCCGACACGGCCAUGGCAGGGCUUCGAAAAGGGAGCGUGGUCCGAGGGCCGAACGACGCGAGAAAGGAGACGAUGAUGGCCGAGGCGGCAUCCUCGGAGCGCUCGCCCCUCUUGGCCCCUCACCCGGCAAGCCGAGCGCAGCAGGAGGAGGCGGAGGAAGAGGGCUCCGCAAGCCAGGACGGCUCGCGGCAUGAGAGCGAGGAGGAGACGAUACUGGCCAAGGAGCUCCCCUUUGCGAGGCUGGCCCUCGUCUUGGGCACCUCGUGGCUCGGCGUCUUCCUCGGCGCCAUCGACACGACCAUCAUCGCCACGCUCUCGGCGCCCAUGGCGAGCGAGUUUCACUCCCUCAGCCUCUUCUCCUGGCUCGCCACCGCCUACCUGAUAUCCAACGCCGCCUGCCAGCCCAUCUCGGGACGGCUGACGGACAUCUUCGGCCGCGGCCCCGGUCUCGUCUUCAGCAACGUCACGUUCGCCGCCGGCAACCUGAUAUGCGGCCUCGCCCGCGACGAAUACGUCAUGGUCCUCGGCCGCGUCGUCGCCGGCGUCGGCGGCGGCGGCCUCAUGAGCAUCUCGACCUUUCUCGGCUCGGACCUCGUUCCUCUGCGCAAGAGGGGGCUGGUCCAGGGCAUCGGCAACUUGUGCUACGGCUCCGGCGCCAUGCUCGGCGGCAUCUUCGGCGGCCUCAUCAACGAUCGCACCGAGAUGGGCUGGCGGCUGGCCUUUCUCGUCCAGGUGCCCCUCUCCCUGCUGUCGGCCGUCGCCGUCGCCUUCCUCGUCAAGGUGCCGCCGAAGCAGUCGGACAAGUCGUUCCUCGCCCGCAUCGACUUUGCCGGCGUCCUCCUCACCUCCUCCUUUCUCGUCCUGCUGCUGCUCGGUCUCAACUCGGGCGGGAACCAGGUGCCGUGGACGCACCCUCUGCCCCUCGUCACCAUCCCCCUCUCGGCCCUCACCUUUGCCGCCUUUCUCUGGUGGGAGAGCAGGGCGCGGCAGCCCAUCAUCCCCGUGAGGCUCGUCCGCGAGCGAACCGUCCUCGCCGCCUGCUUCUGCAACCUGUUUUCCACCAUGGUCCUCAUGGCCGCCGUCUUCUACGUGCCCCUCUUCCUCCAGGUCUUGGGCGACAGCGCCACCGGCGCCGGCCUGAAGAUUCUCCCCUCGCCCGUCGGCAUCUCCGUCUGCUCCGUCGGCGCCGGCUACCUGAUGAAGAGGACCGGCCGCUACGUCGGGCUCGGCAUCGCGAGCCUCGUCGUCCUCGUCGUCGGCAUCGUCCUCUUCACGCUGCAGGGGAGGGAGACGCCGCUUUGGCUGACGGGCCUCGCCUUUUUCUUCGUCGGCGGUGGGUACGGCGCCAUGCUCACCACGACGCUCCUCGCCUGCAUCGCCGCCGUCGAGCACUCGCAGCAGGCCGUCGUGACGUCGGCGACGUAUCUCGCGCGAAGCCUCGGCGGCACCGUCGGCAUCACCGUCGCCUCCGCCGUGUACCAGAACUUGCUCCAGGCGCGGCUGUGGGAGAGGUUCGGGGCGUACCCGGGAGCGGCCGACGAGAUUCACCGCAUCCGCAACGACCUCGACGAGCUGAAGCACCUCCCGGAUGGGUGGUACGAAGGCGUCAUCGACUCCUUCAUGGAGGCGUUUCGGGGCGUCUGGCUGACGUUGCUCGCCAUGGCGGCCGCAGCCUUUGUUUGCGUCGCCAUGAUGAGGCAACACACGCUCCACUCGACGCUGGAAAGGGAAUGA
Drechmeria coniospora is the source of this 1914-nucleotide messenger RNA. RefSeq names its product MFS multidrug transporter. Lineage: Eukaryota; Fungi; Ascomycota; Sordariomycetes; Hypocreales; Ophiocordycipitaceae. Gene Ontology annotation, molecular function: basic amino acid transmembrane transporter activity. Gene Ontology annotation, biological process: transmembrane transport; basic amino acid transport. Gene Ontology annotation, cellular component: fungal-type vacuole membrane. Bases 1 to 1914 code for a protein of 637 amino acids. The record is from RefSeq and is a predicted model, not a curated record. The transcript is spliced from 2 exons.